Chiloscyllium plagiosum (whitespotted bambooshark) is the source of this 2494-nucleotide messenger RNA. The record is from RefSeq and is a predicted model, not a curated record. NCBI's taxonomy places the organism in Eukaryota, Metazoa, Chordata, Chondrichthyes, Orectolobiformes, Hemiscylliidae.
UUUGGAAGGCUUCCCUUUUGUUCCUGAUUCCAAUGGCAGGAUUAGCUCCCUCACAGUUGUCUUUGCAUGAAGUGCUUGUUGUGCAUGAGCAUCCUGUGAGUGAGGAGCAGGCGUGGGCUCUGUGUUACCAGGGCUGCCGAGCUCUACAACAGGAGCAGCAGAAUCUGGCCAGUAAUUUGCUGGUGAACUGGAAACAGCCUCAAUUUAGAGAAGUGAAUGACUUGACCCUGGGUGAUGAUGGGACUGUUGUGUGUGUCUCAACCAGCACUGGUAAUUCUGAUGACCUGAGGAGGACAUGCACAGAAGAGCAGGUUGUCAGUUCCCUUGGAGUGGUGAUAUACAAGGCCCUGGAUUGGAGCCUGAGUGAGGAUGAAGAACGUGUUCUCAGUCUCCCUUUAGAGCAGUUGAUAAAGCAAAUGGUGUUGAGAACAGACAAUCAGCCUCCAGGCACUAUCACGGCUACACUUAGGCUCUGUGAAAGCCAGCUCCAGGAUCCUUUGAUGGCUGCAGCUGAAUAUCGAGCUGUGUGUAAGGCCCUAUUUGAUGAGACUGUGAAAUUACAAAGCUACUUGGACUGUAUCAGAAGUGCGAAGCAGGCUCUGGAAAAGCUGUUGGAUCGUGAACCAUCAAAAGACACAAGCUCUGAGAUUGUUGACUGGAAUCGCAUUUGGUUCCAGUUGAUGAAGGAAGUGCGAAGUGGUGUGAGGUUAAGGAAUAUCUGUGAGCGGCGUUACAAUCCUCUUCCAAUAAAGUUCCAACUGUCUCCAUUUGAUGAAAUGCUGGAUGACAUUAAGUACAAGCGAUAUAUCCUCCACAAGGUCAACAACAACGAACCCAGAACUGCAGCUGAUGUCUCUGUGGAUUUCAGUCUCUUGAGGUCCUUGCUGAAACCUGCAGCUGAGAGAAAACUUAGAGACUUGCCAGUUUCCACCCCAUCUCUGCAUGCGAUGCUGAUGAGGGAGAUAGAGUCAGCUGUUAAAAAGCUACAACCAGUAUCUUCAGAGCCAGCAGAAGGCUUAGUGCAGGCUGGAAUAUCAGCAUGUGAGAAACCCCAAAGCAAGCACCGAGAGAGAACACCAGAAUUUGCAUAUUUGGAGGCUAAGGCAGAUCUCUUGGCCUCGGAGCAGACGUGCAAUGCGAAUGGGCAGGAACUGCCAUUGUCAGAGACCGCCUACAGGAGACCAAGUAGGAGCAUGCCUCCAGAAGAGAUGUCAACAAAGCCUAUAUCUUGGACGGAUGCAACCAGCCUCACAUGGGGCUCUAAGGACAAAUAUAAAUUCCAAAUUCCUACACUGAUGAGCAAGGCUUUGUGCAUGGGUUAUGAAUACGUGGAAAUUGAGGAAUUUCAUUAUGCUUCAUCACUUUACAUCAAAGAACUUGUGUGCAGUUGUCAGAUCAUAACGAAAAGAGAAGUGGGAAAUCGCAGGAUGGUGAAAGACAAAUUCUGCUUCUCUUGCCAAAUGGAGCUUUUUUUCGUCUGGGCUCUCGUUUGUCACUUCUGUAAAAAGAUAAAUAUGUUCCGAGUGCUUUAUGACGAUGUCAAGCCACGUCCUUGUGAGCACCCUCCUAUGAACUGCAAGCCUCUGGUUGUGGCCACAGUGGAGGCUGGAGUCCAGGCUGAGCGCUGCCGAUGUGGAUGGAAAAAGGUACAACUGUGGCAAUCCAAAUGGAAAGUUGAGAUUGAGAGCGAUGAAGCAGAAAGCUUGGCUGGUCAACGUCCGAGAGCACUCAGUUGUUGAACUGAGGGAGAAAACUGAUUUGAACCCAAUAAAUGAGAGCUAAUAAUCUUGGAAUUAUGCAACUGAUAGACUGGAAUGUCAUUCCGAUAAGUGAGAGGGAUUCGUCAUCGGAUUCAUGCCUUGAGCUUGCACUUAACCAGAACAUUGUCAAUGGGUUUCACGGUUAUCCAAAGUUUUGAAGGUGUGACCAUACAGAGCUCUUGUUUAUUGGUCAGCUCGACUUCAAUAGCUUGGUGUUUCAGAUUUUGAUGGUUUUUAAAUCUGUUUAUUUGUGCCUUUCUGAGAAUAAGGACAAAACCUGACCUUGGACUUGGAGGAGUGUAACAGUCCUCCUCUUCCACCAGGACCAUGUAAUUUCUGCUUCAAGCUUGUUUGGUUAUAGGCAUGGAUUGACAUAUGGAAGAAGCUCUCUUUCAGAGCUUUUUAAAUAUUUAAUAUGAAUUUAUAGUGAUUUACAUAUUUCUCUGGUCCCCUAAGCCAGUCUCAAAAUAUUUAUUGUACAAUUUUCAUGUUUGGUGUUUGCUUUAAUGGCAAUCCUAACUGAGGUUAUUUGCACACUUGAAUGCAAGGACACUAUAUUGUUUCCCUAGACGUUCGUUACCUGUACUGUCCAGUAUUAUGAAAAAUUGCCCACUGUUUGUUCUAUUUCACAACUUGAGGGGAUGUUUAUUCUAUUUAUAAAUUAAAAAAAAAAAUCAUUUUGUACUCCUAUAUUGAAAGAAAACAUGUUGGCUUUUGUACAGAAUAAAGUUUAA